Molecule: messenger RNA, 2621 nt
Organism: Salmo salar (Atlantic salmon)
Lineage: Eukaryota; Metazoa; Chordata; Actinopteri; Salmoniformes; Salmonidae
Source: RefSeq, a predicted model, not a curated record
GCUUCUGAUUCUACAAACCAACGUGGUGGUUUGUAGCGACAUAAAACUGAAACAUUGAAGCUCUUUAGACCAAUUUUGUGUAUAUUAUUCUUAGUGUUUGGAACAUAAUUCUGUUUACUUGUCUACUAGUUCAUUUAAACGUAAUUUGCUUGUUAAAUUGAUACUGCACUUGGCAUGAGUUCGCUGAACUAGACGGAGAAAGAAGCUCUGGUGAAAGGAGAGGAAGAAGCUUUCAGAAUGGAAGAGGAGGCUAUCACAUUGAAAAAAGAGGACGAUAUUACAGUGAAAGAGGAAGAUGGGAAAGAGGUUGUCAGAGUGGAAGAGGAGGAGGUAGAAGCUUUCAGAAUAAAGAAGGAGGAAGAUGCCAUAACACUGAAAGAAGAGAAUGUAGUGAAAGAAGAGGAAGAACCCUUUGGAGUAAAAGAGGAAGAGGAGGCUGUCUCAAUAAAAGUGGAGGAAGAAAACGUUUGGGGAGUGAAAGUGGAGGAGACUGAAGAUCCGAUUAACACCAGAGAGAGACAUGACUAUUGUGGAUCCUUUGGGGAGCCUCAACAACAUCCUGAUGCUGACGAGGCAGAAAAGAGUCUCUCCAGAUCAGAACACCAGAUGGACAACGCUAGCCCUUCCUCCUUCUCGGAGUCCCCAUGUCGUGCCUCUCCCGGUAGUGCCUUACUGCUGGGUAUGAAGAGGUUGUCUGUGCUGCUGGUGGACUGCAGGAAAACAACGGGGCUGAGUGGAACUGUGAGAGGAGGAGAAGAGAAGAAAGGAUCAGAUUUGACUCAUCAAAGAGGAAAACCAAACUUGGAGGAACCAAAGAUGUCCAAACCAGCAAGUCGACACCUCUGCUCCCAGAUUGGAAAGAGUUUUAACAAGAUAGGAAGCCUGAAAAUACAUGAGCGAAUACACACAGGGCAGAAGCCUUUCCAUUGCUCCCAGUGUGGGAAGAGUUUUAAGCGGUUAGACACCCUCAAAGCUCAUGAGCGUAUACACACAGGGGAGAAGCCUUACACAUGCUCAGACUGUGGGAUGACAUUUUACUCUUCACACUCACUUAAAAGUCACGCGAGAAUUCACACAGGGGAGAAGCCUUUCCAUUGCUCCCAGUGUGAGAAGAGUUUUAAGCGGUUGGACACCCUCAAAGCUCAUGAGCGUAUACACACAGGGGAGAAACCGUUCCAUUGCUCCCAGUGUGGGAAUAGUUUUAAGCGGUUACUCACCCUCAAAGCUCAUGAGCGUAUACACACAGGGGAGAAGCCUUUCCAUUGCUCCCAGUGUGGGAAGAACUUUAAGCGGUUAGACACCCUCAAAGCUCAUGGGCGUAUACACCAAGGGGCGAAGCCAUUCCAUUGCUCCCAGUGUGGGAAGAAUUUUAAGCAGUUAGACACCCUCAAAGCUCAUGAGCGUAUACACACAGGGGAGAAGCCUUACAAAUGCUCAGACUGUGGGAAGACAUAUUACUCAUCACACUCACUUAAAAGUCAUGUGAGAAUUCACACAGGGGAGAAGCCUUACCUCUGCUCCCAUUGUGGAAAGAGUUUUAGUCACUUUGGAAACAUGAAAGCUCAUGAGCGUAUACACACAGGGGAGAAGCCUUACCACUGCUCCCAGUGUGGAAAGAGUUUUAACUAUUCAGGAAACCUAAAAGACCACAUGAGACUGCACACAGGGGAGAAGCCUUACAAAUGCUCAGACUGUGGGAAGACCUAUUACUCUUCACAGUCACUUAAAAUUCAUGUGAGAAUCCACACAGGGGAGAAGCCUUACCACUGCUCCCAGUGUGGAAAUAGUUUUAGUCACUUAGGAACCCUGAAAGUUCAUCAGCGACUACACACAGGGGAGAAGCCUUACCACUGCUCCCAGUGUGGAAAGAGUUUUGGCCAAGUAGGAACCCUGAAAGCUCAUGAGCGAAUUCACACAGGAGAGAAGCCUUACCACUGCUCCCAGUGUGGAAAGAGUUUUAACCAUUCGGGAAAGCUGAAAAAACAUGUGAGAAUCCACACAGGAGAAAAAUAAUUACUUCUCCUUGACUUCUUAAAAUUCAUCAGAGAACAUACACAGUGCUCCCAGUGUCUUAUAUUGUUGACUGAGAAUGUGUUUACUUGUUUAUACCAUAUGAAUUUAAAUUGUCCAAUGCAUAUUUGUUUUUAUUAGAAAACAUGAAUUGAAUAUGGAGUACAGUGGUUCGUCCUUUAAAAGUUGCAGCGUACUGUAGCACAGCUUGCAUGGUGCCACAUAAUUCUAUGGCAUGUUAUUUAAGUGUCAACCACUGUCACCAUCAAUGCUAGUUAGUGCUAGUUUGACCACCAGAGGACAUCUUUGAGAAGCAUUUAAUCGCCUUCAAUAGUGGCUGUACUAGAGAAUGUAAAACUUUUUUGUAAGAACAAUGUAAAUAAGACUGAUUUCAAGAAAUGUUGCUUUAUUAAUUUGAUUAAUAUUAUGGUGUUUCUAUUCCAAAAAAAUGAAAAACCCUCGGUUUCCGUUUAGAAUGGAACGUAAAAUAUGGCCCUGUACAAUGUGACGGUCUGGAGUGGGCUACAGUACUGGGCUAUUUAGCUAAAGAAUCCCCAUGUAGUGCGGGCACACCGGAGACCGGGGUUCAAUUCCCCUAUGGGGAGGAAGGA